AUGGCCGAAACAACCUCUGCGACUGCCGACACUACGGUCAGGGCUGUGCGGAGGCGUCGCAGGCCCCCUCGUUCCUGUGUCGAAUGCCGCCGACGAAAGGUGAAGUGCGAUCGAAAGGAGCCUUGUAGGCAUUGUCUUGUGUUGAACAAGCAAUGUAUCUACAGUGAUGAAGCUUCGCAAAGCGAGAAGAGAGCCGAAUCUAUCACGGCACCUCGUCUGCUGCCGUCCACUCAUUUCACUCCGCGCCAAAUGUCGGAGUCUGUCACAACUACGCGACCUGAUCCCAGCCACUUCCGGCAUCUAGAAGCAGAUCGUACAUCGACUCUGAUUAGUCCACUGUCAACUGCUGAAAGUCAACCCAAUGAGGUCACAGGGCGGUUUCCCAGCACUGCUGAAAACAAGGAGCGUCAAAUCAAUGCACUCGACCGCCGUGUCCAGACAUUGGAGCGUGCACUCUCGCUUUCUGCUCCUGGAUCUGUCGCUGUUGAGAAGCAGCCAUCCUCGGGUCCAUCAGGCGCACAUGAAGCCAGAUCUGAAUCUAGUUCAGUAUCCGACAAGUCAAAAGCGACACUGAACAAAUCGCGGUUGUUUGGUCCCACUCACUGGACGAAUGAUCUCGAUGAAUUUAAAAGAGUAUCUGAGUUUAUGCGUGUUGAAACUAUUGAUCCCGAAGACAGCGAACGCAUCAGGCAUUUGAAAUUGAAGAUACGUGAUCUACUGCAGAAAUGCAAGUUCCUCGCCAAAGGCAUUAAAGCAUCCAGGCCAACCAGAACCAGGUGUCUGUUGUCUCCUGAACCAGCACUUCCAGAAAAGAGUCUUGCAGAUACGAUGGCCCGCCUGUAUAUCUCGCGUUUUGAAUCAGUGUUCCGCAUUCUUCACAUCCCGUCUUUCUGGUCUCAAUACGAACAGUAUUGGAGAGAUCCUGCCGAUUCUGGCGAUGAUGUACAGUACACGGUCCAGCUCGUGAUUGCUAUUGGAUUCAGUCUCUAUCGAGAUUCUUAUGACUCGGAUCAAGUAUGCUCGGCGAUGUCCCAAUGGGUAUACGCUGCACAGGCCUGGUUGUCUGCUCCGAUGGAGAAAGAUAGACUGUGCAUAAGAGGGCUGCAGGUACAGUGCCUGUUGAUACUUGCCCGCCAAAGCCUAUCAGUAGGUGGAGAUUUGAUCUGGAUAGCAAUGGGGACGCUUGUGCGAACAGCCAUGCAGCUUGGCUUACAUCGUGAUCCCAGGCAAUUCACAAAAAUGAGUCUCUUACAAGCAGAGAUUCGAAGAAGACUUUGGGCCACGGUGAUGGAAAUGAACGUCCAGGCGGCAUUAGAUGGAGGGAUGCCACCAAAUAUCUCACUUCAUGACUUUGACACCGAGCCUCCAUCCAACAUCAACGAUGUAGAUAUAGAUGAUCGAACCGAACUAAUUUUGGAGACUUCUGUAAUAGCUACAGAUACAUCUCUCCAACGGUUUCUGUUUAGCGCUCUACGCUCAAGGCUUGAAAUACUCCGGUUGAUGAACGGAAUCAGCUCAGAACUAACGCAGGCAGAAGUAAUUACUCUAACUACAGACAUCAAGAAUGCAUGCCGCGAAUGCCGCACUCAUAUCCAAGUCAGUGAAUAUGAUGCCGAGGAACAAGUCUUUCGUCACAAUCUAGCCGACCUACUGCUUCGCCGCUUUCUGCUCAGCUUGCAUCGCCCACUGGCCAAUCGAGGCCGAACAAGCCCUCUGUUCUAUUUUUCCAGAAAAGUUGUUUAUGACUCAGCAACUGCUCUGCUUCUACCGCCACAAAGCGAAGAUUUCACUCAUCUCGUCCUGCGUGGUAGUGGCAUUUUCAAGAAUCGUAUGAUCCAUGUGUCGCUCGCAUUAGCGUCGGAAUUGCUUAUUGAGAUCGAAGAGGAGGAGGGAUCACCAACGUCGAUUCUGAAUCAGCCUUGGAAUUACAAGAGCAUGCUUAUGGCUGCUGUACAAGAAGCUCGACGGCAGUCUGCUCAGCGCAUGCGGUUUGGCGAAACCAACGUUAGGCUACACAUGAAGCUCAGUAUUGUUCUAAGCCAGGCUGAGGACUUGAUACCUGGCCAAUCACGCCAGGAACAGAUGAUACAGAGCGCAAAGGAUAGUCUGGAGAUGGCUUGUAACACUAUUAAAGCCCAAUUGAGCGUAUCAUCGAUUUCUUCCCUAGCAGAUGAUGAAGCGAUUCGUAUAGCUGGAGACGGCCAGUUAGACUUUACUUCGCCCUUCUUAGAUCUUGAUGAUAUCUUGCAGACGUCGGAUUUUAACGCGGAUGGAGAUUUGUUUCGAUUGUUUUAA
Messenger RNA from Talaromyces atroroseus, 2295 nucleotides. RefSeq lists its product as hypothetical. The record is from RefSeq and is a predicted model, not a curated record. Lineage: Eukaryota; Fungi; Ascomycota; Eurotiomycetes; Eurotiales; Trichocomaceae. Gene Ontology annotation, molecular function: zinc ion binding; DNA-binding transcription activator activity, RNA polymerase II-specific; RNA polymerase II cis-regulatory region sequence-specific DNA binding. The coding region runs from base 1 to 2295 and encodes 764 amino acids. Gene Ontology annotation, cellular component: nucleus. The transcript is spliced from 3 exons. Gene Ontology annotation, biological process: regulation of transcription by RNA polymerase II; DNA-templated transcription.